This is a messenger RNA of Heteronotia binoei (common prickly gecko), 3818 nucleotides long. It is a transcript of the gene BRAF, whose product is annotated as B-Raf proto-oncogene, serine/threonine kinase. NCBI's taxonomy places the organism in Eukaryota, Metazoa, Chordata, Lepidosauria, Squamata, Gekkonidae. Gene Ontology annotation, biological process: signal transduction; protein phosphorylation. The transcript is spliced from 20 exons. The coding region runs from base 223 to 2640 and encodes 805 amino acids. Gene Ontology annotation, cellular component: cytosol; mitochondrion; plasma membrane. Gene Ontology annotation, molecular function: ATP binding; protein kinase activity. The record is from RefSeq and is a predicted model, not a curated record.
GGCGAUUCUGGGUGACGUCACGGUCGGGGUGUGACGUGUAGCCUCCUAGAAGCCUCUCGCUGCGGAUUCCUCGGUUUUUCUUCCCUUCCUCCUCCUUCCCCUCCUUCCGCUACGGGUCGCGGCUGGGGGCGGCCGGGUCGUCAGGGGCGACACGGCUCCCCCUCUCCUCCUCCCUCCUUCUCCUCCUCGGCCCCCUCCCCCUCCCCAGCGCUUCGGUCCAAGAUGGCGGCGCUGAGCAGCGCCGAGGGGGCCUCGCUCUUCAACGGGGACAUGGAGCCCGAGCCGCCUCCGCCUGGGGCCUGCUACGCGGGGGGCAGCGGCAGCGCCGGAGGAGACCCCGCCGUCCCUGAGGAGGUCUGGAACAUCAAGCAGAUGAUUAAGUUAACACAAGAGCACAUAGAGGCCCUGCUGGAGAAGUUUGGAGGAGAGCAUAAUCCGCCAUCUAUAUAUUUGGAGGCCUAUGAGGAAUACACCAGCAAGUUAGAUGCACUGCAGCAGCGGGAGCAGCAAUUACUGGAAUCCAUGGGGAAUGGAACUGAUUUCUCUGUCUCCAGUUCUGCUUCAACAGAUACCGUUACAUCAUCGUCAUCCUCUAGUCUCUCGGUAGCCCCAUCAUCCCUCUCAGUUUAUCAGAAUCCUACAGAUUUGUCUCGGAAUAACCCUAAAUCUCCACAGAAACCUACAGUUAGAGUCUUCCUGCCCAAUAAACAGAGGACCGUGGUUCCAGCCAGAUGCGGGGUAACAGUCCGGGAUAGCUUAAAGAAAGCUUUGAUGAUGCGAGGUCUUAUCCCAGAGUGCUGUGCUGUUUACCGAAUACAAGAUGGGGAGAAGAAACCUAUCGGUUGGGAUACAGACAUUUCCUGGCUUACUGGAGAGGAAUUACACGUGGAAGUCUUGGAGAAUGUGCCUCUUACAACACAUAACUUUGUACGAAAGACAUUCUUUACUUUAGCAUUCUGUGACUUCUGUCGAAAGCUGCUUUUCCAGGGAUUCCGCUGUCAGACUUGUGGAUAUAAAUUUCACCAGCGUUGUAGUACAGAGGUGCCAUUGAUGUGUGUGAAUUAUGAUCAGCUUGACUUGCUGUUUGUCUCCAAAUUCUUUGAGCACCACCCAAUACCACAGGAGGAGACCUCCUUAGGAGAGACCACCCUGGCAUCGGGAUCAUAUCCAUCAGUGGCCCCCUCCGAUUCUCCAGGCCCAGCAAUUCUCCCUAGUCCGUCUCCUUCGAAAUCCAUUCCAAUACCCCAACCAUUCCGUCCAGCAGACGAAGACCAUCGGAAUCAGUUUGGUCAACGAGAUCGCUCCUCGUCUGCCCCCAAUGUGCACAUCAACACGAUAGAACCUGUCAACAUUGAUGAAUUCAUUAGAGAUCAAGGGUUGCGAGGAGAGGGAGCCCCUAUGAACCAGCUGAUGCGCUGCCUUCGGAAAUACCAAUCCCGGACUCCCAGUCCCCUCCUCCAUUCUGUCCCCAGUGAGAUAGUGUUUGAUUUUGAGCCUGGCCCAGUGUUCAGAGGUUCAACCACAGGUCUGUCUGCUACACCUCCUGCUUCCCUACCUGGAUCCCUCACCAAUGUGAAAGCAUUACAGAAAUCCCCAGGCCCUCAACGAGAGAGGAAGUCCUCUUCAUCUUCAGAAGAUCGGACUCGAAUGAAAACACUUGGUCGACGAGACUCAAGUGAUGACUGGGAAAUACCAGAUGGCCAGAUCACAGUUGGACAAAGGAUAGGCUCCGGGUCUUUUGGAACAGUCUACAAAGGAAAGUGGCAUGGUGAUGUGGCAGUGAAGAUGUUGAAUGUUACAGCCCCCACCCCUCAGCAGUUACAGGCCUUUAAAAAUGAAGUAGGAGUUCUCAGGAAAACGCGGCAUGUGAAUAUAUUACUUUUCAUGGGUUAUUCAACAAAGCCGCAGUUGGCUAUAGUCACACAGUGGUGUGAGGGGUCCAGCCUUUACCACCAUCUACACAUCAUUGAGACCAAAUUUGAGAUGAUCAAGCUGAUCGACAUUGCACGGCAAACGGCACAAGGCAUGGAUUAUUUGCACGCCAAGUCCAUCAUCCACAGAGACCUCAAGAGUAAUAAUAUAUUUCUUCAUGAAGACCUCACGGUAAAAAUAGGUGACUUUGGCCUAGCAACUGUGAAGUCUCGGUGGAGUGGGUCUCAUCAGUUUGAACAGUUGUCUGGAUCAAUUCUCUGGAUGGCACCAGAGGUGAUACGGAUGCAGGAUAAAAACCCAUAUAGCUUUCAAUCAGAUGUAUAUGCCUUCGGGAUUGUCCUGUAUGAGCUGAUGACUGGGCAAUUGCCGUAUUCGAACAUCAACAACAGGGACCAGAUCAUAUUCAUGGUGGGGCGAGGAUACCUCUCUCCAGACCUUAGCAAAGUGCGCAGCAACUGUCCCAAAGCGAUGAAGAGGCUCAUGGCAGAGUGCUUGAAAAAGAAGCGGGACGAACGGCAUCUCUUCCCACAGAUCCUUGCCUCCAUUGAGCUUCUGGCCCGGUCGUUGCCAAAAAUUCACCGCAGUGCAUCUGAGCCCUCCUUGAACCGGGCUGGAUUCCAGACAGAGGAUUUUAGUCUGUAUGCUUGCGCUUCUCCAAAAACACCCAUUCAGGCAGGGGGAUAUGGCGAAUUUGCAGCGUUCAAGUAGCCACAGCAACAUUGGCAGCAAAAUCCACUCUGGUUUUUGGUUUUUUUAAAGGCCUUGUGUUCCUACACUUUCUUUUUGUGACAUCCAGACUCCGUUCUGUCCUUCCAAACAAAGCAAUUUGGUGUGGGGGUGGGGGGAAGAGAAGAUCCACACGCUUAAAGCAGAGCAGAACGGAGCUGCCCGUUCCUUUUUUGAUACGAACGGUGACAAAGGGCGUGGGGAGAGUCCCCUUUGAAAGAACCAGAAUUUCUCUGCUGCCUGUGUGUUCACCUCCAACCCAAAACACCAUGUGCAUUUGGAGAUACACCCCCCUGUUUCCCGCCGUGGCUGCCUGUACCGUUGGCAUCAUUCCCAGGAGAGAGGAGAGGGCCCUCGCUAUGACUUUUCGGUGCUCUGGCAUGAUGAGAUUGGAACUCCUGCUGCAGCGUAGGCUUGGGAUGGUCUGCUGGUCAGCUUUCUCCCUUUAACAACGAAUCAUCAGAGGCUGUGAAUGUCUGAUGAGACAGAGCUAAUCCAAAACAAUCCAGUCAUCCUCCUGGUCUGAUCUGAUUUGUACUUUGUGUUGGUGGGGUUCCUCCUCCCCAUUCCCCCUGGUGCGCUUUACUGAUCGAUGGGAUAAGUGCAGUCUCCCCUUUUCAAAUGAAAUGUGAAUAUUGCCACCUCAUUUGAAACGUCAUAAUCUGGAAAACAUUGCCAAUCUGAAAGAGAUUUGAAUGUGGGAGUUCGAAAAAAACGGGUAAUCGGGAGGAAAAGUGGAUGCUGCACAUCUCUUUUUCCAGAAUUGCUUUUUAUCUCCUGUUCGGAUCCAUCCUUUCCCUCUCCUUUUUGUAAGUUUUCUGGAAUGUGUUGGGAGGUGCCUCCCGUCGGUCCAGCAAUGAAAGGUUUUGCAGAAUUGUAGCGAACUUCUACAUGUGUGGUUCCCUCUCAUUUUGUGUCAGUAUCCUUUGAAUUCUGUGUUUGUCUCUUUUUAAAUUUUUCAGCGAUGCCCUUGGCUGGCACCUGAACUCUGUAGAGCUUCUAAUGCAAGACUAUGAAUAAAUAAGUGUACCUAUUUUAAAAGGUGCAAGAUAAUGUCAGGUACCUAUUGUUUCAUAAACAGAGAUUCUCAGGUUAAAUUGAGUAUGUUUAAAACAACAACCACCCUGCAACCCAACAAGAAUUAGACAUUCCAAAAAUUG